UCGUUCGGAGCAUCGUGCUCUCAACCUGUGGCCUCGAGUGGCUUUUGUUUUUUUAUUUUAUUGCCGAAUGUAAUACAGAAUAUCAGCGACAUUUCAACCACAAUGGUUUUAUCAAAAGUCACUUACAAUAUUGGAGUUGAUCAACUACUGUUGGAUUAUGAUUAAAUUUACUAUAACAGUGUAAAAUCUGCAUAAAGUCCAAACGAACAUUUACGAACAGUGUCAUAUACAUCAACAAACAUAUUGUAUGACAAUGCAAUAGUUACAAAUAUUUGCUCACGUCAUUGUGAUGGGCCAGAAUUUUGCAUUGUUUCGUCAUACGUGUAUAUAAAUGUUGCGUUCUUUUGCUAAAGUCAUCUUCGCUACGAGCGCUUUGUUUUUUGAUACGGGAUCACCAGAUGAGCAGUACAUGUAUGACUUGGUAGUCUUGGGAGGUGGUUCAGGAGGUCUGGCUGCUGCUAAGCAAGCAUCAGAAUUGGGAGCCAAAGUAGCUGUAUUCGACUACGUGACUCCAUCUCCUCAAGGAACAAAAUGGGGUUUGGGUGGUACUUGUGUCAAUGUUGGUUGCAUACCCAAAAAAUUGAUGCACCAAGCUGCUUUGUUAGGAGAAGCUGUUCAUGAAGCAGCUGCUUUUGGAUGGCAAAUUCCUCAGAUCAAGUCAGUUCAUAUUGAUUGGGAAGCCUUGACAACUGCUGUACAAAAUCAUGUUAAAUCUGUUAACUGGGUUACAAGGGUUGAGCUUCGAACUAAGAAUGUUGAAUACAUUAAUGCACUUGGAAACUUUAAAGAUCCACACACUAUUGGUGGCCUUAUGAAAAAUGGAGAAGAAAAAAUUGUGACAGCUAAGAACAUUAUAAUUGCUGUUGGUGGAAGGCCUAAUUAUCCAGAUAUUCCUGGUGCAAUUGAAUAUGGAAUCACUAGUGAUGAUAUUUUCAGCUUGUCUAAGCCACCAGGCAAAACUCUAGUUGUUGGUGCUGGAUAUAUUGGUCUCGAAUGCGCAGGAUUCUUAAAUGGACUUGGCUAUGAUGCAACAGUCAUGAUUCGAUCAAUAGUUCUCAGAGGAUUUGAUCAACAGAUGGCAAACACUAUCGCUGAAGAGAUGGAACACCGCGGUGUUCAUUUCAUUUGGCAAGCUAAGCCUAAAGCUUUAGUGAAACAAGCUGAUGGCCGUCUUCUCGUACAAUGGGUAGAUAAGGACGGUCAAGAACACAAGGACAUCUACGACACAGUAUUGUUCGCUAUUGGGCGUAAAGCUUUGACGUCAGAUUUGAAAUUGGAAAACGCUGGUGUUAAAGUUGUUGAUGACAGUGCUAAAAUUGAUGCACAAAACGAACAAACAAAUGUGUCUCACAUUUAUGCCGUAGGAGAUGUUUUACACAAAAAACCCGAGCUAACUCCAGUAGCCAUCCACGCCGGUAAACUGCUGGCUAAGAGAUUGUUCGGAAAUUCGACGGAACUGAUGGAUUACACAAAUGUAGCAACAACUGUGUUCAGUCCUUUGGAAUAUGGUUGCGUAGGUCUUAGUGAAGAGCAGGCUGUUUCUAUUCAUGGAGAAAAUGAAAUCGAAAUUUAUCACGCAUAUUACAAACCUACAGAGUUCUUUGUACCUCAAAAGUCCAAUGAUCGUUGCUACUUAAAAGUUGUUGCUUUGCGCCACAAAGAUCAAAAAGUUCUUGGCAUGCAUUUCAUCGGACCUAGCGCGGGAGAAGUUAUUCAAGGAUUUGCUGCAGCUAUGAAAGCUAACUUGACAUUCCCACAGCUGAAAUCUACUGUCGGUAUUCAUCCAACAACCGCUGAAGAAUUUACUCGCGUAUAUGUAACAAAGAGAUCAGGAUUGGAUCCCAAACCACAAAGCUGCUGUAGUUAAAAAGAUGAUAAUUUUUCACAGUGCUUACAAUUGAAAGUACUGCUAUGCUUUACUUAGGGAUUACAAAAUAACGCAAACAUUCUGACUAGUAGUUCCAACUUGCUUUCAGCUAGAAAGCGGUUAACUAUUACCUAAUUUGAGGAUUUCAAUUGAACAACGAUUGUUUUGUAAUAAAUGUACAAACAAAAAAAAAGAAAAAUGUAAUCACUAAGAGCUGUUUUAAGUGUUAUACUUUGUACAGUAUUUAUACUAACAAAUAGUCAUGAAUUGACGAAUGAUUCAAAAAAGGCGUUUAAUAUCACAUUUGAAAUUUUUUAUACCGUUUUAAUUGCAAAUCAUACCUUGAAAGAACGUCCAUGUUUCUUAGGUAGCUGUUAUUUUUAAUUGGAAAUAAAAUAUUGGCACACAAUGAAUGAGGUGUCUUUAUUUAAUCUUAUCUA
Messenger RNA from Phymastichus coffea, 2307 nucleotides. RefSeq names its product thioredoxin reductase 1, mitochondrial (gene Trxr1). Gene Ontology annotation, biological process: cellular response to oxidative stress; glutathione metabolic process; cell redox homeostasis. Gene Ontology annotation, cellular component: mitochondrion; cytosol. Gene Ontology annotation, molecular function: flavin adenine dinucleotide binding; thioredoxin-disulfide reductase (NADPH) activity; glutathione-disulfide reductase (NADPH) activity. The record is from RefSeq and is a predicted model, not a curated record. Bases 332 to 1867 code for a protein of 511 amino acids. The transcript is spliced from 8 exons. NCBI's taxonomy places the organism in Eukaryota, Metazoa, Arthropoda, Insecta, Hymenoptera, Eulophidae.